Molecule: messenger RNA, 1152 nt
Organism: Penicillium griseofulvum
Lineage: Eukaryota; Fungi; Ascomycota; Eurotiomycetes; Eurotiales; Aspergillaceae
Product: putative NF-X1 finger transcription factor
Exons: 1
Coding region: 1-1152 (383 amino acids)
Biological process (GO): negative regulation of transcription by RNA polymerase II
Cellular component (GO): nucleus
Molecular function (GO): DNA-binding transcription factor activity, RNA polymerase II-specific; RNA polymerase II transcription regulatory region sequence-specific DNA binding
Source: RefSeq, a predicted model, not a curated record
AUGUGUGGCCAUCCUUGCACAGAGCAAUGUCACGCACCAUACGCAUGUCCCGAGAAGACCCCAUGCUCCUCCAAGAUCGCAGUGACAUGUGGCUGUGGACGACUACGACAAGAAAGACGUUGCAACGCGGCCAAGGCCGUGACCGCUAAGGGCCAGGUGCAAUCACCCCAGCGCCCCCCAGAGUUAACCCCGUUGACCUGUGACGACGAAUGCACGCGUCUGGAGCGUAACCGCUCUCUGGCGGGCGCUCUCGGCAUCGAUAUCAACCAGACAACCACAUUACAAACCAUCACAGCGGACAAUCUUCCCUACUCGGAAGAAACUUUAAACCAAUACGUUCAGCUCGCGUGCUCGGUACCUCUAUCAACCCUCCAAACCUACGAAUCCAAUCUCCACUCCCUGGCAGCAGCGGAUAAAACUACCCGCUCAUUCCGCUUCCAGCCGGCGAAAUCCACUCUCCGCGCAUACGCGCACUCCCUCGCCGCAGACUGGGGCUUCGUGACAGAAAGCCACGACCCAGAACCCCACCGCCACGUUUUUGUCUUGAAACCGGUUUCCUGGUCGCCUCCCCUUUUUGGCAUGGGCAGCGGUUCAACCAUCGGCAUCGGCGGUAUGAGUGUUCGCGAGUGCGUUAAGCUCCGCGAGCGCGAGCGCAGCAAAGAACAUGAAGCGCGUCGUGUUGCCGCGCUCGAGGCUAAGGCCACCCGUGAAGCCGCCAAGGCACAGGCUAAUUCCGGUGGAGACGGUGGAUGGGCUCAGGUUGCUUCUAAGAGUAAUGGUGGUAGCGGAGCUAGUUCGAGGACUAGAACUCCUGUCCAAAACUCGUGGGUCAGCAAGUCUAUCUAUGCUGCUCUUGAUGGUGAUGGGGCGAAGAAGGAGCGGGAGCGCUUGGUUCUGAGAUCUGGUGUUGGAGUGGGCAAGUCUUUGCGUGCAAAGACUCCUGCGCCUGAGGUUGUUGAUGAUUGGGAAGAGGCUGAGGAGAAGGAAGAGAAGGAAGAGAAGGAGGCAGCGGGGGAAGAGGCUCAGGCCCAGGAAAUAGCUGUCCGUGAGGACCCUGAUGGAAAGUCUGAACUUGCUCCCGAGACCGAAGCUCCUAUGGAAGAUCGCCCCACCCAGGCUGAAGGAUCUGUUACAGACGAAGUGCCGGUCUAA